CACUUCAGUUCUUCGUGUGUUUUCGUUGUAAAAUCAGUGAACGUUGCUCGUGUGCGGACGGUUUUUGUGUAGCGUAGCGCGUUUUUUCGGUAUAAAAUCCAACUACCUACAUACAAUAUAUGUACAAAUGUGCCUAAGUUUAGUGCAGUAAAAUUGUUUUGUUAAUUGGAAAUGCAUAUGCAUACUGCAACCGACAAAUAUAAGUUGCAACAUAUGGCAAAUAUAUGAGAAAAGUGAGUUCCAUUGAUUAACGAAAACGCGCGGUCCACAACACAACACGAUAAUCGAUUGGAAAAUGAAGGAAAUUCAUUAAUUGUCCAAUCGAACGGCGCGUAGUGCUUUGUAGUGACAAAUAAAAAUAUAUUGAGUCACAAUUUUUCAUUUAAAAAAGCAAAGGAAGUUUGUGCAAAUGCGAGAUAUCGCUAUAAAUCUCUGCAACAUCGAGUUGCGGUUGUGAGAAGCUCGAAAUAUUUACUUUACUUGUGUUCCUGGUGUAGCUGAAAAUAUAUGUAUAUGUGUGCAUAAAGUCAGCAAAAGUGCUGAGUGUUAGAUAAAUAUAACAAAUUGCAAGGAAAAAGUUGUUGCUGGCAAUUUUGUGCCUUUUGUGUAUGCUAUUCUCUAAAAGUAACAAGUGGCAUUUGCGAAUCAACUAAUCUUUGGCAAGUGUUACGUGCGCAAGUGUGAAGGCAAGGUGCCACAAACCCCGCUAAUUCCACUGGAAUACCAACGACGAAUCUGGUGACAAAAAGGAAUACACGCCAGCGACAAUUGGGAAAAAUUAAAUUUCCUAUAAUGUCAUAAGUGGUCCUCGUCUUUUGGGAUAACAUCAUAAUGAAGACAUAGACAAAUAUAAACAAGCUAUAGAAAAUGUGCUAGUCGCCACUAGUACCUUUAGUCGUACACUAACAACUCGCCUUGAGCUGCUCUGCGGAGAGCAGCACAGGUGGAACGAAGAACUGCUUUCAAAAUGGUAAAAUUUAAGGUAAAUAUGGAAAUGUGCAACUUAGGACGAGUUGUACAACAGCUUGACGUGAUAAGCUUGGAAACAGUUACAAAUGCGCAUAAAUUUGAACAUAACACUAAACGAGGAAUCAUCAAGAGAGUGGAAUCUUGCACCAACUUGAAUACUCACAAAAGCACCAGCACUCAAAAACAGUUCGCAUUGUACGCUUACAGCUUACUUUUAACGAUUUUUCUGUUUGUCGCGAACGUGUCAGCCGAACAUGUGCGAGAACUGGAGGUAUCCGAAGGUGUGCCGAUCGGACAUCAGAUUGGUUUUAUCGGUGAGUUCUCACAUGGGGUCGAUAGCGGUCCGCCAUAUCUAAUCGUGCCGGUACCGGGUAGUGGCGUGGAUACCGAUCUGGCUAUCGAUCAUACGACCGGUGAGAUACGGACUAAAGUGUAUUUGGAUCGGGAGACUCGUGCAUCGUAUAGUUUAGUUGCCAUACCGUUAAGUGGCGAAAAUGUGCGCGUUGUAGUGCGUGUCUUGGAUGAGAAUGAUAAUGCGCCGACAUUUCCGCAACCGGUAAUGAAUAUCGAAUUUCCCGAGAAUACGCCGCGCGAUGUGAAAAGAACGUUGAAUCCAGCACGUGAUCUUGACUUGGGUCAAUAUAAUACACAGCGUUACAAUAUCGUGUCGGGCAAUGUGAAUAAUGCGUUUCGUUUAUCGUCGCAUCGCGAGCGUGAUGAUGUGUUGUAUUUGGAUUUGCAAAUUAACGGUUUUCUCGAUCGGGAAACGACACCAGCCUACAGUUUGGUGAUUGAAGCUUUGGAUGGCGGCAGCCCGCCUUUACGUGGACAGAUGACUGUGAACAUAACGAUACAAGAUGUCAACGACAAUCAACCAAUUUUCAAUCAGAGUCGCUACUUCGCCACUGUGCCCGAAAAUGCGACAGUUGGUACGAGCGUGCUGCAGGUUUUUGCCACAGACACGGAUGCAGAUGAAAAUGGGCUCGUAGGGUAUGCGAUCAACCGACGUCAGAGUGAUAAAGACAAAAUGUUCCGCAUUGAUCCAGAAACUGGCUUGAUUUCGGUCAAUAAACCCUUGGAUUUUGAGACUAAGGAGCUGCACGAACUCGUUGUGGUGGCGAAAGAUCACGGCGAACAGCCAUUGGAGACCACCGCCUUUGUGUCCAUACGUGUGACUGACGUCAAUGACAAUCUGCCAACAAUCAAUGUAAUAUUUCUGAGUGACGACGCCACCCCUAAGAUCUCCGAGUCAGCAAAACCUGGUGAAAUCGUUGCUCGCAUCUCUGUCAAUGAUCCCGAUUCGAAGGCUGAAUACUCGAAUGUAAAUGUUACGUUAAACGGUGGUGAUGGACAUUUUGGUCUGAAUACACGUGAUAACAUUAUCUAUUUGGUGAUCGUCUCACAGCCGCUAGAUCGUGAGGCUCAGUCAAACUAUACGCUAAGCGUUGUGGCGACUGAUAAUGGUACGCCACCACUACAUGCUUCAAAAACUAUUUAUCUACGCGUAACGGACAUCAAUGACAAUGCGCCAGAGUUUGAGCACGAAGUGUAUCACGCCAAUGUGAUGGAAGUCGCUGAUCCGGGCACAUCCGUGCUUCAAGUAGCCGCUUUUGAUCGUGACGAAGGAAACAAUUCUGCGGUUAUUUACGCGCUUGCCGAUACGCCGGAAACACAUGCCGAAUGGUUUCAAAUCGAUUCGCAUACAGGCCUAAUUACAACGCGCGCGCAUAUCGAUUGCGAAACCGAACCGGUGCCUCAGCUUACGGUCAUUGCCAAAGACAAUGGCCAUCCACCACUUUCGUCGACCGCUACCGUACUAGUGACCAUACAUGAUGUCAACGAUAAUGAACCGAUUUUCGAUCAAAGUUUCUACAAUGUUUCAGUAGCCGAGAACGAGCCGGUCGGUCGUUGUAUUCUCAAGGUGUCGGCCAGCGACCCAGAUUGCGGUGUUAAUGCAAUGGUCAAUUAUACGCUAGGCGAUGGUAUCAAACAGCUCGCCGAAUUCGAGGUACGCUCUGCGACGGGUGAAAUAUGCAUAGCCAGCGAGUUGGACUACGAGAAACGUAACUCUUAUGAGUUUCCGGUGAUAGCAACCGAUAGAGGUGGCUUGAGCACCAUAGCGCGCAUCAAGAUCCAGCUCACCGAUGUCAAUGACAAUCGCCCAGUUUUCUAUCCUCGCGAGUACAAUGUAUCAUUGCGCGAAACGGCUAGCGCCAGCGCCGCGACCGCACCCAUUGUUGCCGUCGUUGCUACCGAUGCCGAUGCGGGCCGUUUCGGCGCGGUGACCUAUCGCAUUGUAGCCGGCAAUGAUGCGGGCGUAUUUCGCAUUGAUCGCACGAAUGGUGAAAUUUUCAUCAAUCGCCCGAAUAUGUUGUCGGUGCGAACGCAGCCGGUGCAUGUGUUGAAUAUAAGCGCCAGUGAUGGUGGCGGCAUGCGCAGCUCGUCGGAUGCAUUGGUCUUUUUGAGCAUCAUUGAUGCUACACAGCGGCCGCCGAUCUUCGAGAAGCCGCGCUACAGUUAUCAUGUGAAGGAGGAUGUGCCGGGUGGCACAGUAGUUGGUUCGGUGAUGGCCACCAGCAGUGAUGCAGUCAAUCGUAAUGGCGUUCGCUAUUCAAUUUAUUCGGGCGAUCCAGAAGGUUACUUCAGCAUUGACGCCAUAACGGGCAAUAUACGUAUAGUUAAUCCUCUGGAUCAUGAAACGAAACCACAAAUUUUACUUAACAUACAAGCAAUGAGCGGUGAUCCACCAGCUUACGGGCAUACUCAGGUCAAUAUCGAUAUCGAGGACGUCAACGAUAAUGCACCAGAAUUCGAAACGAACUUGGUACGCAUUUCCGUUCCGGAAAAUGCCGAUCUCGACACAGCACUCUAUGCAGCGCAUGCGCACGACAAAGACUCUGGCAAAAGUGGUGAGAUCACCUAUACGCUGCAUAUGAUUUCUGCCGAUCAAUAUCAAUCAGCCGAACAACAACAACAACAAUAUCUCGGUAAUACAAGCAAUGCCGUACAAUUGGCUCGUCCAACGUUAAACACUUUUGCUGGUGCACCAACGGGAGCGUUGGCAAUACGCAAUCGUCUAGCGGCCACAGGUACCACCGCAUAUGCUGCUGGUAUUGCCACGCUCAACAACGCGCAUAUGGCUGCCGCGACGACGGGCAUCUCCGCUGGCGUGAACCGUAUGACCACUGUAGUUGCCGAACAGAAUGUUUUCGCAAUCGAUGCACGCUCGGGCCACCUAACGCUGUCACGACACCUGGACUACGAGACGACACAACGUCAUGCACUGAUAGUGACGGCUACGGACGGCGGUGAGCCACCCUUAUCGUCCAACCUCACCAUACUGGUGGAGGUGCAGGAUGUCAACGAUAAUCCGCCAAUGUUCGAGCGCAACGACUACUCAGUGAAGGUGUUGGAAUCGUUGCCGAUUAAUUCACAGAUCCUGCAAGUGACAGCCAUCGAUCUGGACACCGGCAACAAUGCGCGCAUCACCUACCGCUUGGUGAGCAGUGCUAACGGCACGGUGACACUCAAUGCUGGUGGCAAACUGGCAACACCGACUUUGCUACACCCCAGUGGCGCUAUCAAGCAAACACUUUCGGCCGCCGACGCCGAGUUGGCGCAACUGUUUGGCAUCUUUCCCAACAGCGGUUGGUUGUAUUUGCGCGGCACCUUGGACCGUGAAUCACGCGACCGCUACGAGCUCACCAUUAUGGCCAGCGAUAAUGGCACACCGGCUGCACAUGCACGCGCACGUGUCAUCGUCGAGGUGUUAGACGCCAACGACAAUGAUCCGCACUUCCUGAGCGCGGCGUAUGAGUUUGUAAUCGAGGAGAAUAUGCGACGUGGCGCGCUGGUUGGUGUAGUGGGCGCCACCGACCUGGAUGUUGGCGAGAAUGCGGAGAUACGCUACAGCUUGAUACCGUCCAAUACGAGUUUCCAAGUGAACGCCAUAACAGGCGAGAUCACCACCCGCGAACCGCUCGAUCGCGAAUUGCGCGCCGUCUAUGAUCUGGUGGCGGAGGCACGCGAUCAGGGUACCCCCUACCGCAGUGCGCGCGUUCCCAUCAAAGUGCACAUCACCGAUGUCAACGACAAUGCGCCGGACAUUGUUGAUCCGCAAGAGGAUGUGGUCAGCGUACGCGAAGAGCAGCCGCCCGGCACUGAGGUGGUGCGCAUUCGUGCCGUCGAUCGUGAUAACGGCCAGAAUGCAUCGAUCACCUACUCGAUAUUGAAAGGUCGUGAUUCGGACGGUUACGGCCUGUUCAACAUUGAUGCAGUAACGGGUGUAAUUCGCACACGAGUCGUGCUGGAUCAUGAAGAUCGAAGUAUUUAUCGUUUGGCAGUAGCGGCUACGGACGGUGGCAAUCCACCCAAGCAGUCGAUACGUUUGUUGCGCGUUGAGGUGUUGGAUUUGAAUGACAAUCGACCGACGUUCACCAGUUCCAGCUUAGCGUUUCGGGUUCCCGAAGAUGUGGCAGUGGGCUUUGUGGUUGGUUCGGUGAGUCCCAACGAACGCAUAGAUCAACAGAAUAUGAUCGACGGCAACAGCGAUCUUUUCGUCACGUACACACUCACGUCAUUGGUGAAGGAUGUUAUCGAAGGCGCAUUCGAUAUUGAUCGACACACGGGUUCAUUGGUAGUUGCACGUCAGCUGGAUCGCGAAGUCCAGUCCGAAUUUCGGCUUGAAAUACGAGCUUUGGACACCAGCGCUAGCAACAAUCCACAAAGUAGUGCUAUUACGGUGAAGGUAGAAAUCGCCGAUGUCAACGAUAAUCCACCAAGAUGGUUGAACGACCCUAUCGAAUUAAAAAUUAGUGAAGCAACCGAUGUCGGGGCCGUAAUCUACAAUUUCAGCGCAACAGACGCUGAUACGGGCAGCAACAGCAAUCUACAAUAUAAAUUGCUCAGUUAUACACCAAUGAGUAGCAUUGCUGGCAGUGAAAUUUCCAGCGAACAAACAUCGACUGAACGCAAGGAAGCAGAACCGAUCUUUAGUGUCGAUGCAUUGACUGGCGCUUUGACGCUACUUGCACCACUUGACUACGAGUCCACGCAACAAUAUACACUCAUCGUUGAGGCUAUGGAUCAAUCUUCAAAUGUAAGCUCACGUCUACGCACCAAAGCAACUACAAUUUUGUUGGUGACAGAUGUCAAUGACAAUGCACCACAAUUUGUGUCGCCUGUAGCCAGCAGCGCUACAGUCGCCGAUCAACGGUUUCACACUCCACCCGUCGCCACCGUACGCGUCAGCGAUGCGCUACGCAUUGGCGAGACUGUCGCGCAUAUUGUGGCGAUCGACAAAGAUGCCGGCGCAAAUGGCGAGAUCACUUACGCCAUUGUGAGUGGCAACGAGGCGGGACACUUUCGCAUGAAUUCGCAAACAGGAUACAUGGAGUUGGCUAAGCAACUGCCGCCGACAGCAACAAGUGGUGUUGGUGAUAUGAUUGAGUCAGGCAACGCUCAAAGAAAUCGCUACAACUUGGUGGUUAGCGCUAGUGAUCACGGCACACCAACGGCACGCCAGUCGCAAUUGAAGCUACAGAUAUUGGUACAAGGAACCAACAGUAAUCCACCACGUUUUCAUCAAUCCGUCUACUACGCAAAUAUAUCGGAGAGCGCUGCCCCUGGCACAUUUGUGCUGCAGGUAGCGGCGAAGUCCUUUAAUGGCGGCGACAGCGGCAAUCUCAGCUACGAGAUACCAACAGGUGUCGCCGAUAAUCACUUCCACGUUGAUCGGCAGCGCGGCAUUGUCACCACACGCGGACAAUUUGAUCGCGAAACAAAAGCGCGCUACACGAUACCGAUCUACGUAUAUGACACCAAUAAUAUCGCCACCACAACAGCGGCUACCUCAGCGGCAAGUACAACAACGAUGAUUGGUACGCUCACAAGCGCAGGCACGACGGCAACAUCACCAUUGGCAGUGACAGCUGCGGCAUCAAGUGGACAAUUUGAUAUUGCGACAAUAAUCGUCACAAUCAGCGACGUUAAUGAUCAUGCGCCGGAGUUUCGUCCCGGCGCUUGCUAUGCGCUGUCCGUGCCGGAAAACAACGAAUUCUCGGUCAUCCACACGGUGGUGGCCACCGAUCUCGAUGAGGGCGCAAAUGGCGAGAUCUUCUACAGCAUUGUUGGUGGCAAUAUCGGUAACAAGUUCAGCAUCGAUGUACAAACUGGCGAGUUGACAGCGCGUUGUCUCGAUCGUGAACAGCACUCGCGUUACCUGCUACAGAUCCAGGCUCAAGAUCGCGGCACGCCCAACACUUACCAGGGUCACUGCAACAUCACGGUUGUUGUUGAGGAUCAUAACGACAACGAUCCGCACUUCGAACAGACAAAAUAUGUGGCAAAUAUAGCCGAGAGUGCGGCUGUCGGCGCAAGCGUGUUGCGCGUUAAGGCGACGGACGCCGAUUUGGGUAUCAAUGCGCGUUUGGUCUACUCGCUGGCUAAUGAGACACAAUGGUUAUUUGCGAUUGACAGCAAAACAGGCAUCAUCACGACAGUGGGCCCGCUAGACCGCGAGCGCCAGAGUGUGUACAACUUUUUGGUGGUCGCCACCGAUGGUGGUCGCUAUAGCGCUCGUUCCGCACAAGUGCCUGUACAAAUUGUGGUCGACGAUGUAAACGACAAUCGGCCGGUAUUCGAGCGUUACCCCUUUCGGGCACAAGUGCCCGCACUCAUACAGCCCGGCCAAAUGCUAUUGCAAGUCAGCGCCACCGACGUCGAUGCCGGUAUCAACGGUGAAAUACUCUACUCACUUGGCAACAACGCCGAUGCGGCGACACGCAAUAAAUUCCGCAUUAAUCCCAGCACUGGCGUGGUGAGCGCCACACAGAGCUUGGCAAGCGAGUCGGGCCGCCUUCUACACAUUGAAGUGGUGGCACGCGACAAAGGUAACCCGGCGCGUACGGCACAUGGCCUUAUAGAGCUACGCGUAGGUGACAUGGCUGCCGGAGCUCCAGUGUUGCGUUUUCAAAAUGACACUUACCGCUUGAAAUUGCGUGAAAAUACGGCUGCGGGUAUGCGUGUGCUGCAAGUGUCGGCGGUGCGUAGCGAUGGACGGCGACAGCAGAUUUACUAUUCCAUUGGCGCGGGUAAUGAGGAUGGUGCAUUCAACAUAGACGCCACUACCGGCGAGAUAAAAGUUGGCAAUGCUGCGUACCUGGACUACGACCGUUUUGUGGACACAACAUACGACGAAGUUGCUACAGGUGCAGGCGGUACAUAUCGAGGACGCGCCAUGUUCUAUGAUGGCGAAGAGCAGUUGAGCGCAAAAUUAGAGAAUGUAACCGACAUUAUGGACGAAGAGCAAAUACCAGAUAGCCAACAAUUGAAUCGUAAUCAACGUGAACUGAAAAUGUUGGGCAACAAUGAAAAUAUGCAAUAUACCGCCAGCGCCGUGCAACUUCAUGAAUUACGCUUGGUGCUAGUCGCACGCACCGAUGCCACACCACACCUAUAUGCCUAUGCGGAGUUAAUCAUCGAACUGGAAGACGAAAACGACAAUAGCCCGCACUUCUCGCAAACACAGUAUAGCAAAUCGGUGUGGGAGGGCAACAACAAGGGUACAUUUGUGGUGCAGGUGCAGGCAUUUGAUGCGGACGCUGGCGCAAAUGCGCGCAUUCUUUACCACAUCGUCGAUGGGAAUCACGAUAAUGCGUUCGUCAUUGAGCCCGCCUUUAGUGGCAUUGUAAAGACGAAUAUAGUGUUGGAUCGCGAAAUCCGUGACAUGUACAAGCUAAAGGUGAUCGCGACGGACGAAGGGGUGCCACAAAUGACGGGCACGGCAACGAUACGCGUACACAUUGUGGACGUAAACGACAAUCAACCGACUUUUCCGCCACACAGUGUGAUUAGCGUGAGCGAAGGUAUCGAAUUGGGUACAGUCAUCACCACAGUUUCAGCAAACGACGUCGAUACUUACCCGGCGCUUACUUAUCGCUUCGGCGGCGAUCUGCCUGAUAGCCAAGAAUUUAUGAGCAAACCGCUCUUCGCAGUCGACCGUAAUAGCGGUAAGGUGACACUCAGACGCCAUCUCGAUUAUGAGGAUCAGCAGGAGCAUCAAUUGGAAAUCAUCGCCUCGGAUGCGGCGCAUGAGGUGCGCACUACGUUGACAGUACGCGUUAGUGAUGAGAAUGACAACGCACCCAUAUUCGAUGCGCAACUACCGCCCGCUUAUGCGGCCACGCUGCCCGAUCAACAAGUGAUCAGUACAGCCGCAGCUGCUGCAGACAUUGAGUUGGUUAUGGUCAAUGCCACAGACGCCGACGCUGAAGGUCGCAAUUCCGAGAUACAUUACAAUAUUAACCCGCCCCUGCGUGGUUUCAGCGUCAACGAACAAACUGGUGCAGUGUUUGUAAAUAUGACACGGCUCGGAGCUGUUGCUAACGAUCUUUAUGUGAUGAUCACCGCGCAGGAUGGAGGCGUUAUACCAUUGAAAAGUUCUACGGUUUUACGAGUGCGCGCCAGUAAGGGCAACAGUGGGCGCGUACAAUUUUUACAGACACAAUAUCGCGCACAAAUCAAUGAAGCCGCGCCGCUUGGUACGGUAGUACUGCGUCUUGGUCAAGAGGUACUUAACGCACAUGCUGACCGCGCAGCUGGUUCGCUGCUGUUCAAAAUAGUUUCCGGAAAUGAGGAUGCCACUUUCGAAGUUUAUCAGUCGAGCGCUAUUAUACUUGUGAAACCACUUGAUCGCGAACGUAGCGACAUCUAUAAGUUGCGCUUGGUGGUUAGUGAUGCGCAUGCGUCGUCGCAGCAACUUCUGGCGCAAGCAGCAGACAACUCGAGCACAGCAAUAAAUAUAUUUGUCACAGUGGAGGAUGCCAAUGACAAUGCACCGAAGUUCGCCACUGACGGUAAGUACGAGGCUGAGGUGAGCGAACUUGCUCCACUUCGUUAUUCCAUCGCAAAGCUUGUGGCCACCGAUGUUGACUUAGAGAAUACGCCUAACUCGGAAGUGGUGUACGAUAUAACGUCUGGCAAUGACGAGGGCAUGUUCACCAUCGACCUCGUGUCCGGUGUGUUGUUCGUGAACAACAAAUUAGACUUUGACACUGGCGAAAUGAGCUAUGCGUUGGUGAUACGUGCCUGCGACAGCGCACCCGAGCCGCUAUGCAGCUUGCAACCGUUUCGUUUGACGUUGCGCGAUGAAAACGAUAACGUGCCGCGCUUUCCAGUCACUGAGUAUGUCGAGUUUGUGGGUGAAAAUGAGCCAGUCGGCACUAGCGUGUUUACAGCUCGUGCAACCGAUUUAGAUCGCGGCGCUUACGGCCGCCUCAACUAUAGCGUCGAUCACGAGGCUGCGGGGUUGGACGAUGUCUCUUGGAAGCUAUUUCGCGUCGACCCGCACACAGGCAUUGUAACCUCGAAUGCGGUGUUUGACUAUGAGCAGCGACAUCGCUACGACUUUGUGUUGCGCGCCACAGAUAGCGGUAGCAAGUCGGCACGGGUUAAAGUUCGCAUUGAAAUCGAAUCGAAAGACGAAUUCGCACCACAAUUCACGGAGCGCACCUAUCGCUUUGUGAUGCCAUCGCCGUCAACCGGCUACCUGCCGUUGGGCUAUAUUGUGGGCCAAGUGACGGCGACCGAUCGCGAUAAGGGACCUGAUGGACGUAUUGUUUACCAAUUAAGUUCUCAGCAUGCCUACUUCAAGGUGAACCGCACGAAUGGGGCGGUGGUGAUCAAAAAGAAAGUCGACGACAAUUUCGAUGAUGGACGUGAUAUCAGCCUGGUGAUUGCCGCAAGCUCGGGCAGACAAGGCUCUCUAACCAACAUGACUGUUGUAGAAAUCUCCUUGGAUCCGCUAGCCAGUAUCGGUACAAAUUUGGCAAGCAAUGGCGGUGCAAGUGGUAGCAGUGGUGUUGCAGAUUGGCUGGUAGGGCUAAUAGUUGCAGUAUUAUUGGUGCUUUGUGCGAUUGCGGGCAUUUUUCUUUUUGUACGUAUGCGUAGUCGCAAACCACGAAAUGUGACAAAACCACAUUUAAGUACGGAGACUGUAGGUGCAUCUAAUAGCUACGUCGAUCCCAGUGUCUUCGAUACGAUACCCAUUAGAGGUGGCGUAAAUUCUGGCCUGGCUGGCAGCAGUGGAAAUACUGGUGUAGCCUCAUCGGCUGCUGGACAAUUUGCGCCACCCAAAUAUGAUGAGAUACCGCCCUAUGGUGCACAUGCGGCGAGUUCCAACUCAGGCGCUGCAACGACUUCGGAACUGUCGGGAUCCGAGCAAUCAGGUUCGAGUGGACGGGGUUCCGCCGAGGAUGAUGGCGAAGAUGAAGAAAUAAGGAUGAUCAACGAAGGUCCGCUGCAUCAUCGCAACGGUGCGGGCGGUGUGAACGGCGAGGAUGGACGCAUGUCCGACAUUUCAGUGCAGAAUACACAGGAGUACUUAGCACGUCUGGGCAUUGUAGAUCGUGAAGCGAAUGCCACGGGUGCUGCUUCAACUUCUUCUCAUCGUUGCUCCGACGGCAUGAGUGGUUCACAAAAAGAAACACAUCUCCAUCAUCCACUGCAGAUGCAUAUGUACGAUGAAGAUCCCGCCGCUCAAACAGACAUCACAAAUCUUAUCUAUGCCAAACUGAAUGAUGUGGCUGGCGCCGCAUCGGAUCAUGCAAGUAGCACAGAUGAAGCUGCCACCACAGCCGGUAGUGUGGGAGUGGCUGUCGAUCGCGUCAUUAACUUUACAAACGUACCCGUCGGCCAUGUGCCGAAUGUCGGACAUCCCGCAAAUGUUGGUCCACCCAUGAACGGUUCACUCAGCUCCAUUGUACACAGUGAAGAAGAGCUCACCGGCAGCUACAAUUGGGACUAUCUGCUCGACUGGGGGCCACAAUAUCAACCGUUGGCACACGUAUUCUCUGAAAUCGCACGCCUCAAAGAUGACAACAUGUCUGUGCAUAGCGGCAAUAGCGGUGCUUCCUCCAGCGCUAAAAGUAAACAGUCCCAAGCGCAUUCCAUCGGUACCGUAAAGACACACAUACCGCCACCACUGCUCACAAAUGUAGCGCCGCGCGCCAUCAAUAUGGCAGUGCUAUCAGGCGCUGGCGUGGGCGUACGAUUGCCGCAAGCUGCGCAGCAUCACAUAGCCACCACAUCAUUAGGCGGUCCAACGACGGGUGGUGGUCAAGUGAAUGCCAGCGGUCAGUAUAUGGCGCCACGUUCGCCCAUUAGUCACGAUACACCAGGUGGCUUCAGUACAUCAACUGCUAUGUCGCCAUCGUUUUCGCCAUCACUCUCACCACUAGCUACACGCUCACCAUCGAUAUCACCGCUCGGCGGUGUGACGACCGGCCAUCAUUUGGUAUCGCUGCCGCGGCAUGCUCCACAACCAACGCAGCGCGGUAAGAACGCAAUGCUGGUGGAACAGGAAAUGCGCGUGCGAAUGUGAUGAAAGACAUCGAACCCGGUGGGGGCUUGAAUUCCAGUUAAACACGUUUGAACAUAGAAAACUACAAAGUGAUCAUUAGUUCUGUAGGCUGAACUUUAAACGAUAUUUGUAAGUGUAUACAAUAAAAGUUAAUUACAUUAAGUAGGCACGAUUCCAAUACCAUUUUCGUUGUAUAGGAAUGAAAAUCAAGAAACAGAAAAACAAAGAACGAAUUAGUUAAAUAAAGGGUACUUUGGAGUUUGGUGAGUUAACGGUGUGUACCAAAAUAUGUCUCUUUUGCAUUGUGCUGAUAUUUCGAACUGACCUACUAGUAUAGUAUACUCACCACUCUCGGCUGUGGUAUUAAACAUUUUAGCCUUAAUUUGCAUGUAAAUUUAUUCCUUAAGCACUUGUACAGCUUAGUUAUUUAACACAUUUAGUCUAAUAAUAAUAUGUUACCAGUUUGCCAUUAUGUUUAAGUGGUUAAGUUUACUCACUCAUUUCAAUGUGAUCCCCACACAAUCGCUCAUCACAAAUACCCACCACACGACACAUUCAUUUGUACUAUACGCCCACUAGAAAUUUCAUAAACACAUUAUACUCUAACAAAUUAGUUGUAAAAAAGCUGUAAUACUCACGCACAGGCACACAUACAUAUAAUUAUAAUUGUUUAAGUCACCCCACAAAUUCAACACACCCCCAACAACACACAAACUGAGAAACUAGGAAUUUUCGUUCGUGUUCUUCACAGUAUCGCCUAGAAAUUUGUAAAUAAUUAUGAAGUAAAGACUACAAAGCCAACAAAGACUCUUUAUAGAAUUGUAAUGCCUAGUUGAAGUAGCGCCAGCACAAAAAUCUUAACAAAUUAACAACAAACAACACAAAAAGCCAUAAAAUAUAAGCAUUUAACUGAAAGAAUUAAUUUAUAUUUUUCAUAUAUACAUAUAUACAUAUAUACAUAUAUAUAUAUAUAUAUAUAUUAGGUCGUAAGUAAAUAUGUACUAUAUGCAUUUUUAAAAAUUGCUUAGCCUAAUUUAUUUAUAAAAACGAAAAAUCAAGUGCACUUAGCAAUCUAAUUACAUAUAAAUAAUAUUUAUUUAUAUAAACUUAGUUGCAUAUAGUUUUAGGGAACCACAGGAAAGCUUCCAUUCCGUAGCUUAAGCACACAGUAAAGAUUAUACAUAAGCAGCUCUUCCAUUGCAUUUUAGCAUAUUGUACAAAUAAAAAAAUUCAAUAAAUUCGAAUUGUUGCGUAACUGCGUUUGAGUGCCUUAAAUUUGUGCGCUAUGUUUGUGUGAGUAUUUGAAUGCAACUGUUAAGUAUUUAGGAGUCUUGAGUAUAAGUUUCAGUAAAACUGAUUCAAUCGAAAGAAAGAAGUAUACAAGCCAAUGCACAAAAGCGAUUCCUUUUACAAAACAAAAACAUAUUUUCAGAAAAAACAUUUACUUUUUUUCGAUGUUUAUAAUUUUUCCAAAAUUAUUUCUGUCUAUUAAAGCUAUUUUUUUUUUUAACUUUCAUGAAAAUUAAUUUUUGACUUUUAAAAGCAUUUUUAUUUUUAUAAUUUUUGUUAUUUUUGUUUUUUCAUUAUUUAUUGUUUUAUAAUAAAAUUUAUAUUUUAAUUUGAAAAAAAACAAUAUAGAGACGCAAUGUUUAAAGAAGUUAAAAGUUGAUAAACUUUAUUGAAAGAUAUAUUCAUAUGCACAUACAUAUGAAAUUAUGAAGAAUUAUUUUGUUUUACAAUGAAAUUGAUACUUUUACAAUUUUAUUAUAUUUAUUAUAUAUACACUUUAAUAUUAUUUCGUUUUUUUAACAAAAAAUAUAUAUCUUUAGUCUUAAAAUUUUUGUUUUGAUUUAAAUUAAUGAACUUUGAAACACGUCUCUAUAAAAAAAUAUUAAAAAAACCUUAUAGUUUUUAAAGAAUAUUAUCACUUCGCCAUCAAAAUAACAGUUUGGGUUAAAUAAACUUUUUUUUUUAAUUUACUCAAUAAAACGUAUUUGACCUAUUUUGUUUAUGAUGCUUUCACUUUAAAAACCACUCAACUCUAAAAUUAUUUUUUUUAAUUAGAUAUGCAUUUUUAAUAAAUUUAUUGUUAAUUUUUUUCAUUUUUGAUAUUUUUAUUGUUUAUUGUUUAAACAAUUAAAUUUUAGCACCUGCUAUGUUUAAAAUUUAAUUUAUUUUGCUUUUUUAAUAAAAGGUGAGCUUGCAUAUAAAAAAUUGUACUUUAUUUUGCUCGUGUUGUGCAUUGGUUUGAUAAUGGUAACAUCUUUGUAUACAAUCAGUGUGGCCUAUUUUUAAAAGCGUUUAAUUUGUUUAGAAUAGUAUUUAUACAGUUAGAGCUAUUUAUACGAUUGUUGUAAAAAACUGUGUCCAGUUAGGAUUUUAGAAAUUAGCAAUUUAAAUUAAAUCAUUAUUAAAUGUAAUUUAGUAUCAGAAAUAAAUACGAAACGAACGAAAUAAUAAAUUUUAACAUGUUUACAUUAAACAAAGAAAAU
Bactrocera dorsalis (oriental fruit fly) is the source of this 14820-nucleotide messenger RNA. It is a transcript of the gene ds, whose product is annotated as protein dachsous. Bases 968 to 12349 code for a protein of 3793 amino acids. The transcript is spliced from 13 exons. The record is from RefSeq and is a predicted model, not a curated record. Gene Ontology annotation, cellular component: plasma membrane. Gene Ontology annotation, molecular function: calcium ion binding. NCBI's taxonomy places the organism in Eukaryota, Metazoa, Arthropoda, Insecta, Diptera, Tephritidae. Gene Ontology annotation, biological process: homophilic cell-cell adhesion.